UAUAUUUCGUACGUUUUACGCCUACUUUGGUUCAGUGAUGUUAGUGUUUGUCUAAUACGUUGAAAGUAUGAAUGUUGAGUGAAUAGUGUGAUUCAAAGUUUUGUUAGUGUUUCAAAACUAAUAGGAUUUUAGUCUAUUCCUAAUAUGAGAUUGAGUGCUGAUUUGGGCAACCACUCCAAUAAUGAAUACGCCAUGGAUACAGAUGACGAGAUGUUUUGUGGUGAUGUGCUUGACGACAUGCCCCCCGGCUCGGAUGCCACAUUCCAGGGUGCCAUUGGCUCUGGGUCCAACGAAAUCGGGGAUAUGACCUUCUGCAUGGGAAACUAUAUCACAGACUUCAUGAAGAUGAUGUUUACAAUGCGAUCUCACCACAUGCUGACCGAUGUAGUUCUAGAAGUUGGCAAUGAGUUGUUCCACGUCCACAAAGUGGUGCUUGCGGCGGGCAGUCCCUACUUCAAGGCUAUGUUCACAAGCGGGUUGAAAGAGAGUGAAAUGUCCCGGGUUCGUCUGCAGGGCGUAUGCCCCUCAGCCAUGGCUUGGCUGGUGUACUUCAUGUAUACUGGUAAAGUGCGCAUCACCGAGGUCACCGUGUGCCAGCUGCUGCCCGCCGCCACCAUGUUCCAGAUACCGAACGUGAUCGAGGCAUGCUGCGCCUUCCUAGAACGACAGCUGGAUCCGAGCAACGCAAUAGGCAUUGCCAAUUUCGCGGAGCAACACGCGUGCGCAGAACUCAAACAAAAGGCCAACCAGUUCAUCGAACGACACUUCACACAGGUCUGCAAAGAAGAGGAGUUCUUACAGUUGACGUUAACCGAACUCAUAGCAUUAAUAAGAAAAGAUGAAUUAAACGUCAGAGAAGAGAGAGACGUCUAUAACGCGGUCAUAGCUUGGGUAAAGCACGAUGAAGACAGGCGGCACUCACGGAUGGAGCACAUUUUGCAGGCGGUGAGGUGUCAAUACCUCACACCUCGGUUCCUUAAGGAGCAGAUGAGCACGUGCGCUGUACUGAAGAAAGUACCUGCAUGUAGGGAGUACCUCGCCAAAAUAUUCCAGGAUCUGACACUACACAAGAAGCCGGUGGUGAAGGAGCGCCGGCCGAACACGCCGCGCGUUAUAUACGUGUCGGGGGGCUACUUCCGGCACUCGAUAGCUGUUUUCGAGGCGUUUAAUCUGGACGACGGCGCGUGGAGCACGCUUCCUCAACUCACGGUGCCUCGUUCAGGGCUAGGAGCUGCCUUCCUCAAGGGUUUCUAUUACGCGGUGGGCGGUCGGAACACAUCGCCCGGUUCGUCGUACGACAGCGACUGGGUGGAUGUCUACAACCCUGCCAAUGAACUGUGGAGGCCUUGCAGCCCCAUGUCUACGCCUCGGCACAGGGUAGGAGUAGCGGUAAUGGACGGGUUAUUAUAUGCCGUCGGGGGUUCAUCGGGCUCUGAAUAUCACAAAUCUGUCGAAUGUUAUGACCCAGAACGAGACACGUGGAGUUCUGUAGCAUCAAUGGGUUGCGCGCGACUCGGAGUUGGAGUGGCCGUAGUGAAUCGCCUUCUAUAUGCGGUAGGGGGAUUCGAUGGCGCUAGGAGAGUUGCUUCGGUGGAAUGUUACCAUCCCGAAGACGACAAGUGGAUGGCGCGAAGCAAUAUGAGAGCAGCAAGGAGUGGCGCUGGCGUUGCGGCAUUAAAUCAGUACAUUUACGUAGUGGGCGGCUAUGACGGGUCGCAGCAGCUGUCAUCAGUAGAACGCUACGACACGGAACGGGAUAUUUGGGAGCCAGUAGCGCCCAUCACUAAGGCUCGAUCAGCUCUCUCACUCACAGUACUCGACAACAAGCUCUACGCCUUAGGUGGCUACGACGGCACCGCGUUUCUAGACAUCGUCGAAGUGUACGACCCGGCGACGGACACUUGGCAACCGGGAGUGCCAUUAACGUCACCACGUUCCGGACACGCGGCCGCGGUCUGUUACACCCAUGUAGCCGCCCCGGAUGAACGAAUACCACCCGCCCCCACGAGACUGUCCCGACGAACCCCGCACCCUGCAGACCAGAAUACGAGAGUAGAAGAUGUUCCGACAGUCAAUAACAUCAUUGGCACCAUUGCGCACAACGCGAACUCUUAGCAUCGCCCCGCCCUCCCACGAGGGCGCCACCGAACUUAGUGUUAACAGUGAAAACAAGUGCAAAGUAUGGAAACAACGUUCAGUGAAACUUGUGGUGAUGAAAGUUUCUUAAUCGUGAAAAUAGUGAAUGUUAAGUACCUACCAACGUUGUUUGGCAAUGUGCGAGUUUCUAACUUGAAUCAGUAUAAUUAUAAUAUAUGUAUACUUCUUACAUAAUCAACCCACAAAAUAUAUCUCAUUUUCUGAGACACCAUCCUGCAAGGUUUUUAAUAACAAAAAUAAAAUAAAAAAAUCAUGUUUACACCCUUGAGUUUAGAAACUCGCACUAUGUGCACAAUUAUCACACAGUUGAGAGUGAAAAACUUCGGUCACGGUAGUGCACAGGAUUGCACAUGAGUGAUGUUAGUUGUAAACAGAAUGGAGACGCCAUGUAUAUAAAUCGAAAGGAAUGUUGUACUCUAAAUCUCAAGUUAGGUGAACUUUGAUAUAGCCAUAAAUUUCAGUACAUACUUUAACUGUGUUGACCCAAUGUUGUUUACAGAC
This is a messenger RNA of Chilo suppressalis (striped riceborer), 2658 nucleotides long. The record is from the annotation of a GenBank genome assembly. NCBI's taxonomy places the organism in Eukaryota, Metazoa, Arthropoda, Insecta, Lepidoptera, Crambidae.